This is a messenger RNA of Dinoponera quadriceps, 641 nucleotides long. RefSeq names its product peptidyl-prolyl cis-trans isomerase NIMA-interacting 4. Lineage: Eukaryota; Metazoa; Arthropoda; Insecta; Hymenoptera; Formicidae. Gene Ontology annotation, molecular function: peptidyl-prolyl cis-trans isomerase activity; DNA binding. Gene Ontology annotation, biological process: rRNA processing. The coding region runs from base 158 to 538 and encodes 126 amino acids. The transcript is spliced from 4 exons. The record is from RefSeq and is a predicted model, not a curated record.
GCCAGACUGCUUUUGCGUAUGCAUGCAUAUUGAACCUUAUAGUGAAGUGUCAAAUUCGUAAGAAAAAGGGACUUUGAAUUCAUCCUGUAUUGAAAGAGAGAGAGAGAGAGAUCUGGUUUUGUAAACACGAAGAUAACCUAAAAUUACAUGCACGAGCAUGCCGCCGAAAAAGAAUGCCGGUACCGCAAAAAGUAACAAAGGUAAAUCCUCGGAGGAUGGUAGUGGGAAAGCAGAAAAGAAAGGAGGAUCCUCGGUCAAGGUCAGACAUAUCUUGUGUGAGAAACAAUCAAAGAUAUUGGAGGCGUUGGAGAAAUUGAAGGCUGGUCAGAAAUUCAAUGAAGUCGCAACAACGUACAGUGAGGACAAAGCCAGAUCUGGGGGUGAUCUCGGUUGGAUGACACGAGGUUCCAUGGUAGGGCCGUUUCAAGAUGCUGCUUUUGCAUUGCCAAUUUCCAGUUUGGCAUCACCAGUUUAUACAGAUCCACCAGUGAAAACAAAGUUUGGGUAUCACAUCAUAAUGGUGGAAGGUAAAAAGUAAUUUCUUUUAAAGCAGAUUUAUAUAAUACUUUUGUGGAACAGUCAUAUAUAUCUGUUUAAGUAAAUAGAUAUGAAUAUACGAUACAUCAUACAGAGAUAAUGGC